Messenger RNA from Geodia barretti, 252 nucleotides. The record is from the annotation of a GenBank genome assembly. NCBI's taxonomy places the organism in Eukaryota, Metazoa, Porifera, Demospongiae, Tetractinellida, Geodiidae.
GGCUACACUGCUACUCACCCUGCCUCCUCCUGCAAGGAGAUCCUCCAGCUGGCCCCACAGUCUCCCUCGGGUCUCUACUGGAUCAGUGGAACUGACAACAAACCCUGUCAAAUGCACUGUGACAUGGAGAGGAGCUGCAAAGGUGUAGCUGGAGGCUGGAUGAGGGUGGCCUCUAUCGACAUGAACGACACUAGCAGUACCUGUCCGUCUGGUCUGAGGACCCUCACCAGUCCUCGCAGACUGUGUGCUAAG